CACCAAUUCUGUGUCGUUUUGUAUUUGAUUGGCGAAAGAAGAAAGUGGUUAACAAGAAACAUAAAUAAAAGUUAAUUGUUUUAUCAUAAAAAACAAUAUAAAAAAUAUUUGUAUAUAAUUAAUAGAAGAAACCUAAAAGAAAAUCGUAAUGAUUUUUGUAAAUAGUAAAAAAUAGCCAUGAAUACGUUGCGUAACAUCUUCACAUCGCGUACCCUCAACUAUCUCCGACAAAAUGGGCAAAACGCGCUCAUUAAUAUAACACAGCCAGUGGACAAUGCCACCAAUGCAGCACCUCUCAAUCCAAAUGGUACAAACAACAAGUCGGAGAAUAGACCUAAGGAACCAUUGAUCAUACCAAAAUCAAUACUAGAUGCCACCAUCUUUACGGGAAAGAAAUUCCCCGCCAAAACAUCUACGGGUUCCAUAUCACCAACUACACUGAGAAAUGUUCGUCGCAUGUCACGCAAAGUUGACAUUGUUUACCGCUGUAAGCUCUGCAACACACGUAAUGUCAAACAAGUUUCUGAGGCGGCCUACACAAGUGGAGUGGUGAUAUUGCAGUGUGAUGGUUGUUCGGUCAAUCAUUUAAUCAUUGACAAUCUUGGAUGGUUUGCCAACACCAAAGGCAAGACAUUUGAUGAAGUUUUAGCCGAAAACAGUGAUAGUGUUAAAGUUAUUAAGGUCAAUGAAAAUGGAGAAUUAAUCUAGUCUCGCUAGCUUUGCCAUAAACCAAAAAUAAAAUGUAAAUUGUAAUAUUGAAAUAUUUUCCGUUUUCACAAAUCCCAUAAUUUUAAUGUGCAACAAUUUUUUAUCUUAAUUUGUUUUUAAGUAUUUUUGGACUCAAAUAUUUUUUUAUAUUAUAUUAAAAGGAAAAGAAGAAAUUAUACAUUAUUAUUUGAAAAAAAAUCACAAAAAAAUAUUUUUUUUUUAUAUUCAAUAACCCAUUUUUUGUUAUUUUUUUUUAUAAUUGUUCAAACUGUAAGCAACAACAAAGUGAUAAAAAUACAUAUUAUUAAAAAAAAUAAACAAACUGUAUACAUAUUAUCACAAACACAACAAUAA
This is a messenger RNA of Calliphora vicina (urban bluebottle blowfly), 1062 nucleotides long. RefSeq lists its product as uncharacterized. NCBI's taxonomy places the organism in Eukaryota, Metazoa, Arthropoda, Insecta, Diptera, Calliphoridae. The coding region runs from base 178 to 708 and encodes 176 amino acids. Gene Ontology annotation, cellular component: mitochondrion. Gene Ontology annotation, biological process: protein import into mitochondrial matrix; protein folding; protein stabilization. The record is from RefSeq and is a predicted model, not a curated record. Gene Ontology annotation, molecular function: protein-folding chaperone binding; zinc ion binding. The transcript has a single exon.